Anoplopoma fimbria (sablefish) is the source of this 375-nucleotide messenger RNA. Its product is annotated as sperm acrosome membrane-associated protein 4-like. The record is from RefSeq and is a predicted model, not a curated record. Lineage: Eukaryota; Metazoa; Chordata; Actinopteri; Perciformes; Anoplopomatidae. Bases 1 to 375 code for a protein of 124 amino acids. The transcript is spliced from 3 exons.
AUGAAUAACGUUUGGAAAGCACUGAUCGUCCUGAGUGCCUUCAUCGCCGCAGCACAAUGCCUGAACUGUCGUCAGUGCCCUGUUGGUAUAUUUGGGACGUGUCUGUUUGGAAGCGAUAUCCAAUGUAAUAAUUCAACUGAGAGCUGCUACCGUGGAGAAGCACAGUUCAAUGCGACCGGGGCGCUGACCCUGCACAUCCGCGGCUGCCUGGACUCAGACCUGUGUGGGCAGACGCUGACCGGCAGCUUCCUGGGUGCUGGUUUCACCAGCAGUUUCCAGUGUUGUACAACAAACCUGUGUAAUGGAGUCGCCUCUGUCCAGCUCUCUCUGACUGUGGCCCUCUGUGCUGCCAUCCUGUCCUUCCUCAUGUAUUGA